This is a messenger RNA of Blastomyces gilchristii SLH14081, 231 nucleotides long. RefSeq lists its product as uncharacterized. The coding region runs from base 1 to 231 and encodes 76 amino acids. Lineage: Eukaryota; Fungi; Ascomycota; Eurotiomycetes; Onygenales; Ajellomycetaceae. The record is from RefSeq and is a predicted model, not a curated record. The transcript has a single exon.
AUGUCAAGUUCAGCUGCUACUCAUGAUGUCUUUACUCAGAAAAAUCACAAUACUGAAGAAUGUGAACAGAAAGAACAAGACAAGAAUGUCAAGAAAGAGAAGCUAAAUGCUAAGAAGGAGAAGGAAAAGCAGAAGCAGAAACAUUUCAAUAAUCUAGCAGAACUUAGGAAAAACUUUUUUAUCAAGUAUAAGAACAAGAACAUCACUUUUUUCAUGAUAAAAACAACAUGA